UUGAGCAAGGCAGGUGCUGUCGGCAGGGCUGCACUCGGGGCCCGUGGCUGCGGGCGUGGUGGGGCUGAAGGUGCCGCGCUACUGCCUCUUCGGGGACACGGUCAACACCGCGGCGCGUAUGCAGACUACCAGCAUGGCGGGUCGCGUGCACGCCUCUGCUGACACUUGCGCCCUGUUGCCUCAGGGUCGCUACUGUGUCGAAUGCCGGGGACUCGUUUCUGUUAAGGGCAAGGGGCCCAUGCGCACCUUCUGGGUGUCGGAGGGGCCGGCGCGGCGCGGGUCG
Gryllus bimaculatus (two-spotted cricket) is the source of this 283-nucleotide messenger RNA. The record is from the annotation of a GenBank genome assembly. Lineage: Eukaryota; Metazoa; Arthropoda; Insecta; Orthoptera; Gryllidae.